This is a messenger RNA of Diplodia corticola, 2868 nucleotides long. RefSeq names its product chromatin structure-remodeling complex protein rsc1. The transcript is spliced from 2 exons. Gene Ontology annotation, molecular function: chromatin binding; protein binding. Gene Ontology annotation, cellular component: RSC-type complex. Bases 1 to 2868 code for a protein of 955 amino acids. The record is from RefSeq and is a predicted model, not a curated record. Gene Ontology annotation, biological process: chromatin remodeling. NCBI's taxonomy places the organism in Eukaryota, Fungi, Ascomycota, Dothideomycetes, Botryosphaeriales, Botryosphaeriaceae.
AUGGUCUCCCAGGAUGCUGGCAGCGCGACCCCAAUCCCCACCACCGAAACCGCGCCAGAUGCCCCGGAGAGCGACAUUCCAGAGGAGAAAUGGAAGGCCAUGCAAACAGUGCUCAACAAUGUUUACAACCACAGGAUCGAGGAUGGUUACGAUCCAUCCAAGCUCUUCCAGCGCAAGAUCAACAAACGCCAACUGCCCGAUUACUACGAAGUUAUCAAGGAGCCCAUGGCCCUGAGCAUCAUCAAACAGAAGGUCCACGGCAGGGAGUACACGAGCUUUGAGGACUACGUCCGCGACUUUUCCCUCAUCACCUACAACGCCCAGGUCUACAACCGCCAGGACUCACAGGCACACCAAGACGCGCUCGUCAUCAAGGAGUUCUUCGAGUCGGAACUGAAGCGCUUGAUCGAGGAAAAGAUCAUCGUGGAAGCGGAGGCGAAGAUACCAUAUUUGGGCGAGAUCCCCACCUACGAAGACCCCGCGCCGGAGGAGCCAGAAGAAGAGGAAGAGGAGGAAGAGGAGGAGGAAGACGAUGAAGAGGACGACGACGAUGAGGACGAGAAACCGAGACGUAAGCGAGGCGGCCCUAGGUCCACCGCGGCCAUCACAAAACGCGAAAGCGGAGGCGGCAAGGAGGAGACCAAAGACAAGGCGGCGGCAAAUGACGCCGAGUCGCGCAAAAAGAGAGGCCGGCCACCGCGGGUAGAUACUCCGAUGGAAGCUCGGAUCAAGGCUAUCAUGAAGGCCAUUCGGAAGCCCAGGAACGAUCAGAACCAGCUGAUGGUCAGCCAUUUCGAGCGCGUGCCCGACAAAAACGUCAUGCCCGAGUACCACAAUGAGAUCAAGAUUCCCAUGGCCAUGGACAUACUCAAAAAGAAGCUGAAGAGGAAGAAAUACCAGUCCAUCGACCAGUUCAUGAAGGAUGUCGAAGUCAUGUUUGAAAACGCCAAGUCGUACAACGAGGACGAAAGCCAAAUCUACAAGGACGCCGUCUAUCUGCAGAAGGAAUCCCGCAAGGCCGCCGACGAAGAAAAGAAGAAGCCAGACUCCGACUAUGUCAUGGAAGAUGGCCGGAUACCCAUGCCUGAAGGGAUUCUGCACAACGGCGAGCUAUGGAGGGUUGGCGACUGGGUCCACAUCCAGAAUGCCAACGAUUUGACCAAGCCCAUCGUCGCUCAGAUAUAUCGAACAUGGCAGGACUCCGAGGGUGGUAAGUGGGUCAACGCGUGCUGGUACUACAGACCAGAGCAAACGGUGCAUCGCUUCGACCGCCAUUUCUACGAAAACGAGGUCGUCAAGACCGGACAGUAUCGCGACCACCCCAUUGAUGAGGUGAUUGAUAAAUGUUUCGUCAUGUUCUUUACACGCUACAACAAGGGCCGGCCGAGGAAUCUUCCUGCAGACAAGGAGAUUUAUGUUUGCGAGGCGCGGUAUAACGAGGAGAAGCACAAGCUCAACAAAAUCAAGACCUGGGCUAGUUGCUUGCCUGAUGAGGUCCGAGACAAAGACUACGAAAUGGACCUGUUUGAUGCUCCACGGAAGAUCAGGAAGGUGCCAAGUCCCAUUGCAUACCUUCUGAAGGACGAGGCAAAGGAAAGUGACGAUUUACCGGAACCUGAAUGGGGAGCAGCAAACGCCCCACCAAAGAUUGGUGCAGUCCACAAGCGGCCCCGAGACCCCAAAGAAUCACCACCACCAGAGCCAACACCCUCACCGCCCCCGCAACCUCCGCCGCCGCCGCGUCAAGACUCGAAUAUGUCGGCCCAUGCAGCAAAUGGCGCUAGCGGUCCAAGACCAGACUUUCCAAUGGGAGCAUCGCAAACGCCAGGUGCCGCCCCAACGCCACAACCUCACCAUUCGCAACCCGCCUACACUCCUCAGCCACACACCUACCAUCAACAUUCCGCCUCACCCGCCCCGCCGAUGCAACCCCUCGGCGCAUCACACCCAAACAGCUUUGCUACAGGCCUCACCCCCCACACAAGCGCCUACGCCGCCCCUCCCAGCGUCGCGACACCUGUCCCCUCUACCUAUUCCACCGGGCCGCCCAUGCCUUCCACCCUCUACGCUCAGCAGCUCCGUUCGCAGCAGCACACCUCGCACCUCCCCAGCAGCACCGCCGCCGUCGCCGCCUCUGUGACCAACCCCUACGCGACACCACACACGCCCUACGGCGCCGCUCCCGCGCUGGGCGGCAGCGUGCUCAACCCGCAGUCGUACAAGCCAGCCCAGGCGAUUGAGGUCUACCGCCUCGACGACCACACCAACGCCACGAUCCCGCCGCGCGUCCGCGACCAAUUUCAACAGGACGAGCAAGGGCGUGUGCUUUUCUUCACCGCGCCGCCGCUCGACGCGCUGCCGCCGGGCAGUGGCAGUGGCAGUGGCGACAACAGCAACAACAAUGUCGGUGCCGGCGGUCUGGCCCAUGACGUCCGUUACCUCGCCGCCAAGAAGAAACGCGAGGCGCUACUGCGCGAGCGGAAACGCAAAGUGGCGGCCGGAGGCGAAGCAGCAGCGACCGAGGGCGCAGCACUUGCGAACAAGAAGGCCCGCACACAGCAGGACGAAGUCGACCUCCGCCAGCAAAUCGACGCCCUCACCAUCCGCGCCGCAAAGGCCCUCGAGCAACAGCUCCGCGCCGCCACCGAGCGCGAUUUUGAAGAACUCCUCGCUUUCGCACCUGACGACGACGCAGAUGUCAGCGGUGAUGAUGGUUGGAAGCGCCGCAUGCAGCAGGAGUUGAACCGCCUGGGCGAGGCGCAGCAGGAGCUGUUGAGGAAGGAGCUGGCGCGCGAGGAGGCAGAAGAGCGGUGGAGGCGCUCGCUGGAGGUUAGGGUGACGGGGACGGGGGCGUUGUUGGAGGAUUAG